GGGUUCUCAGCAGAGUCGCCGGCAGAGCUAGCGGGCCGCUAUGAAAUUUCAUGUUCGCGAUUCAGAUCGCGUUUGCACUCCGGAGAGGACGUUCGUGCGGCAGUUCUGUAUUUACUUUUGUGGUCACAGAGAAAUAUCCAACCAUGUCAAAGCCAGCUCUGUAUUAUGCCACCCUAAGUCCCCCAUCGCGCGCCGUCCUCCUCACGGCCAAGGCGAUCGGGCUCGACCUUGAACUACGGCCAAUUAACCUGCUGAAGGGAGAGCAUCUGACUCCGGAAUUCCUGAAGCUGAACCCCCAGCACACCAUCCCAACCCUGAUCGACGGCGAGGCCACUAUCAUUGACUCGCACGCCAUCUGCGCCUACCUGGUGGAGAAGUACGGCCAGAAGGAGCAGCAGCUCUACCCGAAGGACUUGGUGCAGCGCGCCAACGUGGAUGCCCGGCUCCACCUGGACUCCGGCCACCUCUUCGCGCGCCUGCGCUUCCUCUACGAGCCCAUCCUGUAUUAUGGAUCCACGGACUGCUCCAUCGACAAGAUCGCAUACAUCCAGAAGUGCUGGGAGAUCCUAGAGGGAUUCCUCAAGGAUCAGCCGUAUUUGUGUGGUUCUGACCUGACCAUCGCAGACUUUUGCGCCGUGGCCACCGUAACCUCGGUGAACGACGCCGCUCCCAUCGAUGAAUUUAAGUUUCCCAAGAUGCACGCCUGGCUGAAGCGUCUGGCAGAGCUACCCUACUACCAGGAGGUGAACGGCGACGGCGCUGACGAGCUUAAGAGCAUCUUCAAGGCCAAGCUGGCAGAGAACCGUGGCAAGUAGGCGGCGACUCCAUCAUGUUUUGUUUUGUACCCACACAUUCUAUAUGCAUAUCCACUCUUGAAUAAACGGAUUAGCUCAAAGUAA
Messenger RNA from Drosophila simulans, 899 nucleotides. It is a transcript of the gene GstE12, whose product is annotated as glutathione S-transferase 1. NCBI's taxonomy places the organism in Eukaryota, Metazoa, Arthropoda, Insecta, Diptera, Drosophilidae. The coding region runs from base 51 to 815 and encodes 254 amino acids. The transcript has 3 exons. The record is from RefSeq and is a predicted model, not a curated record. Gene Ontology annotation, molecular function: glutathione transferase activity. Gene Ontology annotation, biological process: glutathione metabolic process.